AUGACCAUGAGGGAACCCAUCCCGAAAAAGUCGCUGGUUAUCAAGACGGAUAAACCGCGCCCCAAUAUAUGUCCCGUUUGCAGCAGAGGGUUUGUCAGGCUGGAGCAUCUGAAGCGGCACCAACGGUCGCACACGAGGGAGAAACCGUACCUGUGUGUCUUCUGCGGGAGAUGCUUCGCCAGGAAGGACCUCGUGCUGCGGCACCAGGGGAAACUGCAUCCAGAGGUCCUAUCCGCACUCGGUCCCACAGCAGACAUCAAACCGGUCUCGCUGGAGGAGUUGUACGCUCCUGGGUUUGUCGCGGAGAGUAACGUGGUCAGAAUCAGCGGGAACAAAGAGACCUUGUUGGAGAUUCCGGCACUCACGCAGCCACUGCAACUGUUGCAAAGACAGCGCCGGUCGUCCUUUUCCGCAGCGAACGAGUCCUCGUACACAAAAUCCGUGAGCGUGGGUGACACCUCUCAGACCACAUCGUUCGCUCCAGUGUCUCAGCGCGAGUCACUCAGACCGACUCCGGAAAAUGUCGGCCAGUUGAACGUCCUAGAUUCAGCCGACCCAGUGGAGAGCCAACCUGCCUUUCUGGGGGGGCCAACACUCGUGCCAACGUCGUCGCACACGGUGCGGUCCAUGUCGCAACCAAUGGACGACGCAGUGCUACCGUCCAAAAAUAACGGACUCACGCAGAGCUACCUGUUCCUAUCGAACUUGCCCUCCCUGACUGACCUGCUCUCCCUAGAUAACAGCUCUGCAGCACACAACGCAACCAAUAACAGCGGGGAAAGCCUCUUUAUAAAGAAGGGAGCGCUCGGGCGUGCAAACCUCUCACCAUUUGAGUACAAAGUGAACAACUUGCCACCACCGCCAGCGUUCCCACCACCAGACGUCUUGACUACAAGGAAAACUCCUCUUUCGAUGUUCACAAACGUGAGAGACCUGAGGGACGAGGACCCACUCGACGACAAGUGGCUAAACAAGUUUCUAGACGAAAACUCGGUGGAUUUAGCAAACAAAAAACUGAACGAGAACUUCAACGAGAUCGGAUUCUACAUCUCCUCGUCAUCUUCAUCGUCCGUGUCGUCUGCACAGGGAUCGAAUCACUCCUCGAGUGCAUCGUCACCCAACGGUGAGCAGCUCGAAAUAAAACCAAAUCCAAGGUUACGGUACAAGCUAUCCCACGGGAUCUCAGACUAUUUUACGCAAAGACAAAUGCAUCUACACAAACAUUCCUCCAAGGGCCAAGACGGAGAUCUACCAGCGAUCGAUGAAACGGAGGGUGCAAGCUAUAAGACAGACGCAAAGAUCAAAGUGCCUUUGUCCCUACCCUGCAGCUACUUCACACAAGAGUUAAGAUCCUACAUCAUUGAAGAAAACAGGUUGAGUAGCAACGCUUUCCCAACAGUAGAUCAGUUAAACGAGUACGUUCACCUAUACAAAAUGUACUUCCACCGGUUCUUACCCUUCAUACAUUUCCCCUCGAUUCGAAUAAAUAACGAGAAUUAUCCGCUACUGCUCUCGUUUGCAAUGAUUGGGGCAUUGUACGGUUACCAUUCCUCUCACACGAAAAUAUUACUGACGGUGACCAAUAAUCAGGUCAAGAUGAAUCUGGAAAGGAUUGCACCCACAUUGAAUGCACCACUAUGGGUUAUCCAAACGAUGUUGCUGAUGACUUUUAUUGGAGUCUUCAACAACGAUUUGAAGAUCAUGAAAAACAUGAAUACCCACCUAAUGACCCUAAUCCAGCUGAUCUCUGUGAACAAAAUCAAUUUACCCCUUGAGUUCUCGGUGCAGCCGCCCUCGCCAAGCUCCCCUCCGGCAGAACAGUUUGAAUAUUUUACAUUGGCACAGGAACGGAUCAGAUUGUGCCAUUCUCUGCUGCUGAUAUCAAAUAUGUUCGCCUCUUUGGUUGGCUUCCAAUUGUUUUUCCAUUCGAUAGAUUUGAAAUGCGGUGUUCCAACAGUGCACGAGGAUCUAUUUCAAUGUAGCUCAUGGGAGUCUUGGUCUGACCUGUUGAGAGAGAAACGGAUUGUGCUGGAUUCCAAAUUCUCUUUGAUUCAGUUGUCCAACGGUGAUAUAACUUAUGAGUCCUGUCUCGUGUUCUUGACAGGUACAGAAAAUUCCGUUAAACAAAACGGCAAUUUCCUUACAGAGACGAGGCUACCACAGGUGAAACUCUCCAAGUUCACUUUACUCUCGCUGAUUACAUCAAUUCACGAAAAGAUCUACAUGGAGAGGAACAACAUCAUAGCCAAGAUUUCUGUGCAGACUCCAAUGCUCCCUAUAACGAGGGAACAACUGGAACGUGAUUGGUUUACAAAUAGCAGACCAAUCAUCAACACUAUGAUCAAAAAUUGGGAAAUACUGCAUUUCCGGAAUGGUGGGUUCGUCGAAAUCAACGAGCAAACCAUUCCGAUAAUUGAUGCAACACCAGCCAUCAGGUUGAUUCUACCGUUAUAUCUUUUCACCAAGAUCAAGAUGUCCGUAGACUUAACCUACGUGAUGAAUAGGAUAUGGAUGAAAGAUUGGGCAAUGAUGAAUAAAACAUUGGAUGAGGUCAGUUACAAUUGGGCCGCUCUUCAAGAUGCCACAUCAUCAUCUAUCCAUAUCGUUAACUCGUGGAUAUCCAUUGUUAACAUGGUGCAACCUUUGAAUGGGGAGGACGGCAAUUCGCAAAUAGGAGGAUACUGGACUCCGAUUACGACAAUAACCUGUAUGUUUGCAUCGAUUUCUGUUUUAGCGGAAUAUUUAAAGAAAUUGGAGGAUUGGGCAAUGGGGAGAGAUAUGCAACAGGGGAUUGUAAUCAACUCCCGGGAUAAAGAGCUAUAUUCCAUGGCGGCAAAAACAUUGAGACAAAUCCAGAAGGUGCUGCUACCGCAACAUGACUCGAUGAAGUCUUAUUUGGAAUUUCUUCAGUUGCAAACAUCGCAACAUAUAACGGCUUUGGAUGACGUUGAUAACGAACCUGAAUUACUGUAUGCCAUGUCUCCUGCAGCCACGAUCGAGCAAACCGCAGCGGCUAUCAGAAAGCUGAAGCUAUCUUCCAGAACGCUGUAUCUAGGGGUGCGCAUUCUAGGAGAUACACCUGUAUGGCCAAUUGCUAUGGUUUUUGCACAUGCACUUCAAAGCAGAGCGGUGUUUAAUGUUAGUGAGGGUCACAACGUAUAA
Messenger RNA from Huiozyma naganishii CBS 8797, 3162 nucleotides. It is a transcript of the gene RSF2, whose product is annotated as Rsf2p. Gene Ontology annotation, molecular function: DNA-binding transcription factor activity, RNA polymerase II-specific; RNA polymerase II cis-regulatory region sequence-specific DNA binding. The record is from RefSeq and is a predicted model, not a curated record. Lineage: Eukaryota; Fungi; Ascomycota; Saccharomycetes; Saccharomycetales; Saccharomycetaceae. The transcript has a single exon. Gene Ontology annotation, cellular component: chromatin. Gene Ontology annotation, biological process: regulation of transcription by RNA polymerase II. The coding region runs from base 1 to 3162 and encodes 1053 amino acids.